Molecule: messenger RNA, 1368 nt
Organism: Cicer arietinum (chickpea)
Lineage: Eukaryota; Viridiplantae; Streptophyta; Magnoliopsida; Fabales; Fabaceae
Source: RefSeq, a predicted model, not a curated record
AUGGCACAAAUAACGUCUGGAAAUCUGCCUAGUGACACAGUUCUGAACCCAAGAAACAAUGUCAAUGCAGUGACCACGAGGAGUGGCAAGGUGAGAGAACAAGUACCGCCUGAAGCCAAACAGAGUAGAAAUACCUUGACUCCAACUCACCGGGAGGAAAUGGUCACACCAAUAUCGGUUGAAGAGCACAUCGCUAUUGAAAAGGAGGAAAAACCCGUGAUUAACAUCCCUUUUGCAGAAGCACUAGAGCAGAUGCCGACAUAUGCUAAGUUCAUGAAGGAUAUUCUGUCGAAAAAAAGAAAAAUCGGCGGUGAAAUAGUUAUGCUUACUGAAGAGUGUAGUGCUAUACUACAAAGGAAGUUGCCACCGAAGCUCAAGGACCCUGGAAGCUUCUCAAUCCCGAAUCAAAACCACGGUUGCUUAGAUGGAUUCUAUUAUUACAAGAAUUUGACAUUGAGAUCCAGGAUAAAAAGGGGGUCAGAGAACAUUGUGGCUGACCACCUAUCUCGAUUGGAGAAGGUUGAGGAGAAUGAGGACAUUAGACCGAUCCGAGAUCAAUUUGCUGAUGAGCACAUCUUUGCCAUUACCAUGGUACCUUGGUUCACCGACUUUGCUAAUUUCAAGGUGGGGGGUACAAUCCCAUCUGAUUUCACUUACCAACAACAAAAGAAGUUUAUCCACGAUGCCAAAUUCUAUGUGUGGGAUGAACCCUUUUUGUACAAAAGAGGAGUGGAUGGAUUGUUGCGAAGAUGUGUGUCCGAGGAGGAACAAGAAAAGGUAAUGUGGCACUGCCACGACUCCGAGUAUGGGGGUCAUUUCAGUGGUGACCGAACUGCAGCAAGAGUUCUACAAUCGGGGUUGUUCUGGCCUUCAUUAUUCAAAGAUGCAUUCAACUAUGUGAAGAAAUGCGAUCGAUGCCAGCGCACCGGUAACAUCUCAAAACGGGAUGAAAUGCCGCAAAAUCCUGUUAUCACAUUUCUCAAGAAGAACAUAUUCGCUCGCUUCGAUGUGCCUCGAACCUUGAUUAGUGACGAAGGCACCCAUUUUCUAAACCGGAAUAUGGAAUACCUUCUAAAAAAAUAUAAUGUGCGUCAUAGAGUGGCAACCCCAUACCAUCCAAAAACUAGUAGGCAAGUCGAAGUCUCCAACAGGCAGCUUAAACGAAUCCUAGCAAAGACAGUAACUGCCUCACGAAAAGAUUGGUCAACGAAACUUGAUGAUGCACUUUGGGCCUACCGAACAGCUUUUAAGACCUCCCUGGGAUUGAUCUUUUUCAAGGAAACUGAUUAUCCUUGUUUAUGCCAUAAACGAAGAUCGUUCUUCGUUUCUCAGCAGAAGGUCAAGAUCAAUCUUCGUUUUCCUGAAUAG